GAGAGAGAGAGAGAGAGAGAGAGAGAGAGAGAGAGAGAGAGAGAGAGAGAGAGAGAGAGAGAGAGAGAGAGAGAGUGAGAGAGAGAGAGAGAGAGAGAGAGUGAGAGUGAGUGAGUGAGUGAGCGAAUACUGGAAAGUGAGCUACUGCUGUCAUCAGAGCUCAGCACAAGCGCAACUCAUACUCAGGAGCAACAGCAGCUGCUGCAGCAGUGAACAGUGAACAGUUGCCUCCGCCCCAUCCCGAAGCCCAGAACCCAUCAGUGCACUCUCACAGCCCUGGUCUUUCUUCCUCUUGCUGUGCCACUGUGCCAAAGAAUGGAGGAUUCUCAGGAGACAUCACCUUCUUCUAACAACUCUUCGGAGGAGCUCAGCUCUGCCCUACAGCUGUCGAAAGGCAUGUCUAUCUUCCUCGACAUACUGAGAAGAGCAGACAAAAACGAUGAUGGGAAGUUGUCUUUUGAAGAAUUCAAAGCCUAUUUUGCAGAUGGUGUUCUGAGUGGGGAAGAAUUGCGUGAGCUCUUCCAUACCAUUGAUACACACAAUACCAACAAUCUUGACACAGAAGAAUUAUGUGAAUAUUUUUCUCAGCACCUUGGAGAAUAUGAGAAUGUCCUGGCUGCUCUAGAAGACCUAAAUCUUUCCAUCUUAAAGGCAAUGAGCAAAACAAAGAAAGAUUAUCAAGAGGCCUCCAACUUGGAACAGUUUGUAACUAGGUUUUUGUUGAAGGAGACCUUGAACCAACUGCAGUCUUUGCAGAAUUCCCUGGAGUGUGCUAUGGAAACCACAGAGGAACAAACUCGCCAAGAGAGACAAGGUCCCAUCAAACCAGAAGUCCUAUCGAUUCCAUGGCCGGGCAAACGGUCCAAUCGCAGAGUCCAGAGACACAGCAGCUUCUCUCCCAACAGCCCUCAGUUUCAUAUGUGUGGCCCAGGUCUGUUAGAGGAAGACAACCAAUGGAUGACCCAGAUAAACAGACUCCAGAAGCUAAUUGAUCGUCUGGAAAAGAAGGACAUAAAGCUUGAACCUCUGGAAGAAGAAAUUUUUGAAGGAAACACUAAAUCACAUAUCCUCCUGGUUCAGCGUCAGAUGUCUGUGGUAGAAGAAGACUUGGAAGAAUUCCACCUGGCUCUGAAACAGUACGUGGAAAGUGCUUCCUCCCAGAGUGGGUGCCUACAUGUUUCCAUUCAGAAGCUUUCAAAUGAAUCCCGCUUCAUAGUUUAUGAGUUCUGGGAGAAUAGCAGUGUGUGGAAUAGCCACCUUCAGAUGAAUUACUGCAAGGCAUUCCAAAGGAGCAACGUGGAUUUCUUGGAAACUCCAGAACUCACAUCUACUAUGCUAGUUCCUGGUAACUAUGCUGGUUUUUACAAUACCCCACAUAGUUUUUCCAUAUUAUUUCCACUUACCUCCCCCCGCCCAGUUCUAUUUUCCUCCAUACUAGUCAGUGCUUUAUUUUUCAAUUAUUCUAUUCCUUCUCUCCAACUCAAAUGUCCAUUUAGGAAAGGAUUUCUCCACAAUUCUUAGAAUUAUCAGGAAUCAGUACAUGAGCAGACACUUCCUUACAAAAUAAAAGUGGACUAUUUUUAUAUUCUAAUACAGAUCAAAUUUUAUUAGAACAUCAAAAAAUUUUUCCAUGCUAUAAUUUUAUAUAGCUAAUUAGGUCAUGGGCUGGGGUAUCAAAAUGUUAUGGAUAUAUUUUCAUUGUGGAGUAUUGAUGAAAUGGAAAUUCAAACCAAUAGUUUGGAGGGAAUGAGGAUUAAGAAAUUAGAAUAAAAGUAUAUGAAUAUCCCAAAGGCUUCAGGUGUCUUGAGCUAACAUAAGCCCCACUCAAAAACUAGAUGAAAACAUAUGUGAACUCUAUGGAGCCUCAUAAUUAAAUUUGAGAUCCCUUUAUAAAGAGCUUGCCUGCCCAUUUUUAUUUAACCUUAGGGUCUCAGUUACAGGUUCAGUUCUGGCCUACCUAGAGGAAGCAAACUCAUGAAUGAAGAGUUAUAUAUACUUUCUUCUCUAGAUAUGAAGUAUAAAUUUCAAAUAGCAAGUCUUAGUAUGUUUCCAUCACUUUGUAGCUCCAUAAUUUGACUCACCAUAACUGGACACUGUUAAGGCUCAAAGGAAGACAAAGGAAUUCAGUGGAACAUAAGAUUCUAAGAUUGAAAUUGUUCAUCUUUUGCAUACCUACAUUAAGCUUGAACAUUAAAAUAUAAAUAAUUGAGUGUUGGGGAAAUGAGAAGGAAAAACUUUCAAAAUGUUUAAUUUAAUGUUUCAUAAUUUCAUAAGCUGUGAAUAUAAUGCAUUAGCUGCUAAAUUUUUCAGGUAACUAGUGUUAUCUUUAGAGCUGAAGUAUAAUGUUGGGCCUUCUGAAACAUCCCAGGAGUCCUGAUAAAAGAUUUAAUGGCUCUUUAUCUUUACCACUACAAUCAUUUUCUGCUUCCUGCCAUAUGGUUCAAACAAUGUUUCAAAAAAACAGCAACCAAUUAAGCAAUAAACAUUUAUUUCAUCUGCUAAAGUGCUGGGAACACAAAAAGAGGCAAAAGAUAGUCCCUGCCCAUGAGGGGCUUACAAUCUAAUGGAAGAAACAACAUACUAACAAAUACAUGCAAAGCAAGCUAUGCACGGGAUAAAUAGGAGAUAAUUAACAGAAGGUACAGGUGUCCAGGAAGGCUUACUAUAAAAGAUGGAAUUUUAGUUAAGACUUAAAGGAAGCCAGAUAAGUUAGUAGUAGGUGUUAAGGAGGGACAGCAUUCCAUGUGUGGGAGCCAAAGAAAAAGUCCAGAACAAAAAAACUGAGAGUAUCAACCAGGCAGCCAGUGUCACUGGAAGAGAAUUAAAUGUCAGUAAGUGAGGUGUAAGGAGCCUGGAAGGUAGGGGUGGGGGUUAGGAUUUGAUAGGAUUUAGGACAUCUAACAGAGCAUUUUAUAUUUGAACCUUGAGGCAAAACAGGAAGUUUGAGUAGUUUAUGACUGAACCUGUGCUUUAGGAAAAUUACUAAAAUGGUUGAUCUAAAGUGGGGAGAAACUUGAAGCAGGACAAUCUGCCAGCAAGGCAUUGUAAUAGGCUCAGCAUGAGGUGGCGAAAGCCUACACUAGAAUGAUGGCAAUGUCAGAGAGAAGGGGGUACAUGCAUAGAUGUUGUAACGGAGAAAUUGCAGGCCUUGGCAACAGAUUGGAUAUGACAUAAGAGAGUUGCUGAGUUGGGAGAUCUGUGCCAAAAUGAACCAUGUACUGCUAUUAACUACUAAAUGCCUUAAAAAUCAGAGAUGUUUACUGGAAAUGGAAAGCAAAUAUAGAAAAGUUAUGAAAAAGGAGAGAAGUAAUAAGGCACUAGAAAAAAUUAGAGUAUUACAAAAACAUAGGAGUUUGAACAAACCUAAUGGGAAUUUUCGUUUAACUUGACUUCAUAGUAAGUCAAGCUUCUGACAAGGUCUUAAGAUUUAUCAUUGUCAAAUUGCAUUAUUCAAGUAAUUGUUUUCUUUAUGGCUUCAAAAAGAUUGAAAUAGCAAGAAAAUGCAUACCUUCUCAAAAAAUAAGUCAGUAAGCAUUUAUUAAGCACUUACAAUGUGCUAGACCCUAUGCUAAGUACUAGGACACUUACAGCAAAAGGCAAAAAGAGUCUUGCCCUCUAAAAGCUCACAAUCUAAUUGAAUCUCUUCCUUUUUCAUCUUCAAGUAAAUGUGAUUUAAUGCUGCUUAAUAAACUUUUGUAGUCAUCUAGCAUUAAUGUUCUUAAUUUCUACUAUGGGUCCUCCAAGAACAAAUGAAGGCAAGGAAGAAUCAUUCUUGUUCAGUAUUGCGUAGUUUCCCAUUUCUUACUAUUACCUUCAAAACUUAAUCAGCUUCAAAUGAUUAGAUUUCUUAGUUUUUGCUAAAAUUGUUUAGGGCUCACUUUCAUGUAAGGUUUAGCAAGCACGGUAUCUUAAAUCAAUUUGGUAUAAAAAUAUAAAUGCUACAAUUUCCAAUUUGUAGAGGCAUACUUCUUGUAUCAAUGAUUCUUAAAAUUACCAAGUAUACAUAAAAAUAUGAAAUAGAAACAUUGGACAACUAAACAUAGAAAGAAAACUCAUCCUAAAACAUGUAAAAAAUAAUAUCAACAUUAGCAAACAGUUGAGAAGUCUUUUUGUGUUAUUUUUUUAUAUGAGUCCGUAAAACAGGAAACAGGCUCAUUUUCAAUAAAACUACCUUUUUCCCCAAGAUUUUCAGUUGGGUUGUCUAAGUUAUAUUAUAAGGAAAUAAUGCAAUCCUAUUAUAAGCAUGAAAUUCCAAAUCAAUAUUUAUUUUACUGGUUUAUAAAUAUGAAAGACUCUACCCACCCACCUAUUGUGGGUAAAAUAUUUUAUAUGUUAAUACUGUGGACCCUAAAGGAGGAACAUUAGAAGAUGGGCAAAAGUGGCAAUAUAGAAGAUAAUCUUUAUUCAAAACAACCAAUCAUAAAUCUUUUUCUCAUAUCUGGUUUUAUACUAUCUACAAAAGAAAGAUAUUAAUACAUAUUUCACAUAAGACUAAAGAUGGCACAGCAGAUACCAUAAGAAUAUUCAUAAAAUACACAAGGAAAAACUUUUUGCCAGCUUAUACACACUCUGGCCAUAUCUUCCAUGUGAUAAGUGGCCCCUUAUACCUUUAACUACUCCUUUCCAAUCAUCAUCAAAUGGUACCUGGUAUACCAACUUUUUUUAAUCUGUUUGUACUAAAGUGGUCUCUUCUCCUACUCUAUUUGAAGAACAAACAUGAAACAUCUCAUUUUAAAUAAUUCAUGUUUAUAGAAUUUUAAAUUUCAUCACUGGUAGAGUAAGAUUAUGAAUGUAUUUUGCACAAUCUGAAUCUUGAAGCAUAAGGAAUUUUCAUGUUGGAGUAAAUCACAUUAUAUAUAUAUGGAAGCUACUGGCUAACUCCAUUAAAUACCUUAAAUAAUUUUGUGUGUCAAUACAGGGAAUUUCCUCACUGGAAGUUCCUUAUACAGAUGAAAUAACAGAACUAGUUCAAAAAAAUAAUAAUCCAUGGCAAAGGAGUAUAAAUGUUGCUGUAUUUGCUCGUGGGUAAAAAAAAUGUUGUAAAAGCAUUAGUUCCAGUCUAGUCAUCAACUUAAUUUGUUGGGGAAUUCCCCUGCAGUAUAAUGUAAACAUUUCUCAUUUUAAAUUGGAAUUUUUCAAUAAAAUUGAAGGCAGAAAAAAUUGAUUUACAACUAACUUUUCUGAUAUAUUUCUAUGAUUGAUUCUGUUAUGUUUAAUUUCAUUUGAAAAAAAGUUCCUGCAACAUACUGAGAUCUGUGUAAAAUACAUUUUUUAAAACAUGGUUCUAUUUUCAAGAAGUUUAUAACAUCACUAGAUGGAAAAGACAUACCACAUUCAUGUGAAUCAAUCCAGGCAAUGACAUGGCAACAAACAUGGAACAGAAAAAAAUAUAGGUGGUCAGACUAGAAGGAAAACAACUAUAUAAAAUAUAAUCUGGGAAGUCUUAAAAAUGAGACAAACUUAUUUCAUUAUUUAAUUAACAUAAGCAAUUUUAUAUGAAACCCAAGCAUACAUAACAAAUGAUAUAAUGAACUUGUUUGAUCUCCUUCCUCUGCAUCAAAGAAAGGCAGCUGAAAUAAUUUAUUAACAUUUUACAAAGUAAUAAAUUAUCAACUGUGAAUUUAUUUUUAUUACUAAAAUUAUGUUUUUCCUUUCAGCUUCAUGGUGGGUGCUGAACAACAACUAGAUGCUUUAUUGUUGCAUGGAAACAAUGAAGUUUACAUUUAACAUGAACUAUAUCUGUGACUAUUAAUCUACUAUAUAUUUUAUUUCAAUGUUUCCUUUAACAUUUACUUCUUUUCUAUGUGUUCUAGUCCCUUCCUUACUUGUACAAAUUUUAGCUAAAAUUUUAAAACUUAAUUCCUCUGUUAACAAUUUUCAUGACAAUUAUGUUGCUUAUAGACUGUCCUACAAUACUGUAUGGUUUUUUGAAGUAUGGGACUUUUCCAAUAUAUAGAUACAAAAAAUUCUUACCAGAAACUAAAGUUAUAAAGGUGUUACAAAAUAUUAAGUGGAGAUUUAAGAGGGAUUAUUUUACUUUUUCAUUGGACAGAUUCUUUUUUGGUCAUAUAUUGUUAAAUGUUAUAUCAUAGUAUUUGUGAACCUAGAUCUUUUGACUUUGUGUGUGAAUGAUUCUGUAUUUUACUGAUUUUUCAUUCCUAUUUCAAGGUUACUGGCAUCAAAAUGUAUAUACUUAUUCCAUUUUAAGUAAAUUACUUAUGUAAACUACUGCAUAGAGCAUAAAAUAGAUUUUAAUGUAAUAUGUUCAUCCAUUAUCAAAUUAUGAGCCAAAUCUUCCUAAAGAUAAAUGAACAAUUCCUUUAGUUAGUGUGUCAUUUAAUAAGGAACUUUUAAAGUAAAAUAUUAGGAGUACCUCAUGAGUAAUGUGAGUAAUGUUGUCACUUUAGUAUUAAUGUAACUUCUAAGUAAAGAUUAUUUGUACAAUAUAAAUCCUGUUUACAAGUUAGGCACAUUUAGAUCCAAGGAAACAGUUUAUGCUUUAGGAUAAUUUGGCUCAAAAUAAUAUUGUGUUUGAAUACAGCAUGUAACUAGGAUGGUAUUCUAAUGUGAUAAAAAAAAAAAACCAGAACACUGAAUUUCAGCUGACAUCAAAAUGCUUUAAACACUGAAUAUUAACCUAAGAAAAUAAACCAAUAAUGUGAAAUACAAGAAA
Molecule: messenger RNA, 6673 nt
Organism: Monodelphis domestica (gray short-tailed opossum)
Lineage: Eukaryota; Metazoa; Chordata; Mammalia; Didelphimorphia; Didelphidae
Source: RefSeq, a predicted model, not a curated record